GAGGACGAGAUCUUUAAAAAACCGUUCCAAAGUGUUAAAAGCUAAUUAGAUUACAUUUAAAUAUUAAUAUUUUUCAUUUAUUUCAAAUAAGAGUUGGCCUUAAUGUUCCAUUUUUAUUCUUAGGUAGUUCCUACAUUAUAUUCUGCAAAAUAUUAAAUCCGGUCGUAUCUUAUGUCUAAGGGAUGCUAUGAUCCGAUCCGAUCUUUUCUUCAAAAAUAUCGUCACAUCCCUAAACUUAGAUAUAUCUACAUUUUACUACCUACAAGUGCAAAAUAUAGUUAACAAAUUUUACUGCCAUAGUACGGAGCACGUACCUAUUCCUAAAUUAUUAUUAAUUUCUCUACAUAGAAGUGACCUACGCUCAAGAAAUUAUAAUAUUACAAAUAUGGCAAACAUAGCAGCUAAACGUGUGAAAAGAGAAAUUAAAGAAGUAGUGAAAGGUGGAGAGUUAUACUUGGAACUUCUUACAUAAAUUUGUCUCUGUAAUACUUAAUAAUCAUUUUAUAUACCAAUCAAUAUGCAACAUGGUAGCUGCAAUAAAUUAAUGUUAGAGUUCAAUUAGUUUAAUGUGGAAGGGUUCAUUGAAAUUAGAAGUUGUAAGUAAUAGUUGGACAGAUUUACUUGGAGAAAUCACUGGUCCACCUGAUACACCAUAUGAAGGUGGGAUUUUCAAACUAGAGAUCAAAAUCCCAGAAACAUAUCCAUUUACUCCACCAAAGGUACGUUUCAUAACAAAAAUCUGGCACCCGAAUGUAUCGUCAGUAACUGGUGCUAUCUGCUUAGAUAUCUUGAAGGACCAAUGGGCCGCAGCACUCACCCUUAGGACAGUAAUGCUAUCUAUACAGGCAUUACUUGCUGCAGCUGAACCAAAUGAUCCUCAAGACGCGGUUGUAGCGAAGCAAUACAUAGAAAACCAACAAAUGUUCACACUUACAGCGCGACACUGGACUAAUGUCUAUGCAGAGGGCCCAUCUGGGGUCUGGGAAUUUAAUCAAAAAGUACAGUUAUUGUUAGAAAUGGGUGUUGAUGAGCACAAAGCGCGCGUAGCUCUUUCAACAUACAAUUGGGACGUUGAAGACGCAACUGAACAAUUAUUUAGUUAGUAAAAAGAUACAUACAAUAAAUUAUCAUUAAAAUUGCGAUUUCACCAUACACGUCCAUGAGAAUGUGUCUAAUAUAAUAUAUUAGACACACAUUCACGAGAAUGUGUCUAAUAUAAUAUAUUAGACACACAUUCACGAGAAUGUGUCUAAUAUAAUAUAUUAUUAUAAUAACCAGACUAAAACAGUAAACCAAUCAACUUUAUACACACAAUUUAUAGAUAGCAUAAAAAUAAACUAUAAUAUUUCCAUUUGCUAUAAAACAGCGGGUCUUAAUAUAGCCUUAUUAGUGACUAGGCGUCUACUACGUAGGUGUCUGACGAAAAUAAUUAAGAAUAUAAUUAUUAAUUUUAAUAAUUAUAAAUGAUUUGAUGACGAAAAAUUGUGAAUGCUUUUUGUCACAUUACAAUAUUAAAAUUUAUACAUCAAAUAUUUGACUGUUCAUGAUGCCUUAAUUUGAAUCAAGUUACGCUUACCAUACAAUGAAAUCCAUGUUUCAAUUUGAAUAAGAAAUUAAGAAGUUGAAUCUAAUUUUGUACUAAUAGAUAUAUCUGUAAUAAAAAAUAAGCCAUGUGUGAGCUCAAGUUAGGUGUGGACAAACAUCGAGAUAAUUGUUAUAAGUAUGACUUAACUGAACGCCUAGUUGUAAUUUUAAGAAACAACUGGUUCUUAUGAAUUUUGUAAUCAUGAUUACAUUAAACUAUUUACUACAAGAAUGUUUCUACCAAAAUAAGUUGAACAAUUUAUUUACCUUUAAAUUUGACAUCAUCGAUCACCAUAGCAUACCUAAGCAAAGAAAACUAUACGAUUAGAGUUAUGAAAUAAUUUAAUUAUUAAAAUUUGGAAAUGGAAUGUUAUCUAGAUCAGUGGUGUUCAUGUGUGUCUUUUUAGUCGGUAUAUUGUAUAUUGGUUUUUCUUUGUUGUACCUACCGCCAUUACUAUUCUAUAUAUAUAAUACUAAUUUUAAUGGUCAAACUUGUUUCACAGUUUGUGUAUAUACAUUAGGAGAAGCAACAUUGUAAUUGCAAUUAUAAAAAUAAAUUGCAUUCUUUGUGUUAGAGGAGUAACAAGCUA
Messenger RNA from Pieris napi, 2174 nucleotides. It is a transcript of the gene Ubc4, whose product is annotated as ubiquitin-conjugating enzyme E2-22 kDa. Gene Ontology annotation, cellular component: nucleus. Gene Ontology annotation, biological process: protein polyubiquitination; proteasome-mediated ubiquitin-dependent protein catabolic process. The transcript has 4 exons. Gene Ontology annotation, molecular function: protein binding; ubiquitin conjugating enzyme activity. Lineage: Eukaryota; Metazoa; Arthropoda; Insecta; Lepidoptera; Pieridae. The coding region runs from base 567 to 1103 and encodes 178 amino acids. The record is from RefSeq and is a predicted model, not a curated record.